Molecule: messenger RNA, 245 nt
Organism: Racocetra persica
Lineage: Eukaryota; Fungi; Glomeromycota; Glomeromycetes; Diversisporales; Gigasporaceae
Source: the annotation of a GenBank genome assembly
AUGUCAAAAGUAAUUGGUAAUUACCAAGGAAGAAUUUGUAAAGAUCCAGAAAUAUUUGAUUAUCCUAAUCAUGAUGAUUCACAUCAUCCAACAUAUGGUCCAAUUUCAAACUCUCAUAGAACUGCAAUAUCAAUUAAUUGUUCCAAUCUUAAAUUAAUAUAUAGAGGCGAUAAUAUAUUUGGUUAUUCUGUCAGUGAUUUUGAAAAUUUGGACGGACAAGGAAUAAAUGAUUAUUAUACUCGUUG